Molecule: messenger RNA, 1684 nt
Organism: Eucalyptus grandis
Lineage: Eukaryota; Viridiplantae; Streptophyta; Magnoliopsida; Myrtales; Myrtaceae
Product: E3 SUMO-protein ligase SIZ1
Exons: 9
Coding region: 533-1255 (240 amino acids)
Biological process (GO): protein sumoylation
Molecular function (GO): SUMO ligase activity
Source: RefSeq, a predicted model, not a curated record
CCGGAGACGCCCAGCCACUGACGUGGCGAGAUCUGGGCCGCGAAUCCCCGGAUGCCGUGAUCCCCUUCGCCUCCCGUCGCUACGGCAGGAGAGAGGGGGAGAGGGGUCUUUCCCCGUGCGUGCCGCGAUGGAGGGACGGGGGCGAGAGGCGAGAGACCAAAACCCUGCACGUGGACGCAGCGAAACUAAACCCGGACUUGUUCCCCGGUCGAUAAGUUGGAUUUCAUAAGCCGCCGAUCCGUCCGAGGCAUUUUUUGUGGAACUUAGGGGCGAGAGGAGGAGGAGGAGCAGCAGGGAAGGAAGGGCAUCACCAAAGCCGCAAGCCCAAGCGCAAGCGCACGACAGGAAGGAGGAGGAGGGCGGAGGGCGGAGGGCGGAGGAUUCGCCGCUUGCUAGCGAAGCCCUAAUUCGCCUCUCCCCGCGCGCCAUCGACCUCGAUCCAUCGCGCUUUUUGAUCGGAUCACCUGGAAUUCGCGGUAGCGUAGUCCGGACACUGCGUGUGCUUCCCCUGCUUCUGCUGACGGAGGUGGAAAUGGAUUUGGUCUCUAAUUGCAAGGUUUCUGGGGCCACUGAUUUAGCUUCAAACGGUCAGGGAGCCUCAGAUUGCAGUAAUGUCAAAGUUGAAGGAGAGUCGAUUGACCCAUAUCGGUCAGAUGCAAUGGUCAGAUGUCCAUGUGGAAGUUCUUCGGAAACAGAGUCAGUGAUCAAGUGUCAGGACCCAAGCUGCCAUGUCUGGCAACACAUGAGUUGUGUCGUCUUUCCUGAAAAACCUGGGGAGGAGGAUCCUGAAAAUUUUUAUUGUGAGCUGUGCCGUCUCAGUCGUGCUGAUCCGUUUUGGGUUUCAGUGAGACAUCCUCUGCAGCCUGUGAAGAUGGUUACUACAAAUAUUCCAGUUGAUGGUACUAAUCCCGUACAGAGUGUUGAGAGAACUUUUCAACUGACAAGGGCAGACAGAGACCUUUUAUUGAAGCAAGAGUUUGAUCUUCAGGCCUGGUGUAUGCUUCUCAGUGACGAGGUUUCAUUUAGGAUGCAUUGGCCUCAACAUGCAGACCUACAGGUCAAUGGUUCUGUUGUUCGUGCUAUUAAUAGGCCUGGCUCACAGCUGCUGGGGGCUAAUGGUCGUGAUGAUGGUCCCAUUAUAACAUUUUUCGUGAAAGAUGGCAUCAAUAAGAUCAGCUUAACAGGGUGUGAUGCUCGCAUUUUCUGUUUGGGAGUCAGAAUCGUGAAAAAGGCACAGUGUUCAACAGGUAGCUAAGAAAAUUAUUGGUAGCUGUUAUUAGAGUUUCCAAAAAAAAUUUAGUGCUGUCCCGAAGUUUAAUUAUUCAUCCUGUUUCUUAUUUUCCUAAUGAAAGCUGGAGUACACGCUUGUGUUAAAAUGUACUUCUAUUUGAUGUCUAUGUGACUGCCCAGCUCGUCUUAUCAUCGUUGUCCAGGAUUUCAUGAGAUACUUGGAACAGUUUUAACUGUUGCUCAAUUUGCUUUUAGCUGCGACAGAGUUACCGCUGUAUGUUUUAUAGUUGUGAAACCUAAGUCUUUUUCUUUUUUGUAUGUACUAAGAGAAUGAGGACUUCGCUGCUUUGUUAUGACUUUUGUAGUCAAAAGCAAAAAGUAUAGUAUCAUGUGUAAGUUAUACUUUAUUUUAGAUGUAUAUCGCAAAUUUAGAUAAAUGUUACUUUUCUUGUAA